UGCCAACUGUUACUUUGCGGCUGAUAAUUUAAAGACUUAUAUCCAUGUGGAGUAUAUGCUGACGGAUGUAUAAAUGCUGACAGAUUUAAUUUUGGAAAUACUGUUCUGAAUUUACGGUUCCUUCUUCCGAUUUUUGGCAACAGUAGUUACUGUGUAACUUCGCGUAACUCUUGGAGGGCUUAAAAGUGAAUUUUGGCAUUACUGCUCAUUGACGUGUCAGUCAAACGCAAAUGGCGGCCGAAAACAGUGAGAUUUCCGUCGUCGGGACGGAUUUUGAGAAAUUGAAGGUUUCUACCGGUGAAACAACGAAAAAUAAAGACGAUAGUAAAAACGCAAAAGUCUUUGAACCACACUUGUCGGGUUUUGAAACUCGUGAACUAUAUAAAAUUGCGCUUAACUUCUACAAAGAAAAAGAAGGAAAGGCUGUGCAUCUUUCGUAUGAAGACAAAUUGAAGUUAGUGGCAUUUACGCAGCAGGUAACUCAUGGUAAAUGUACACCAGAAAAUGCACCACCAUUGGGUGUAUUAGAUGUGAUAGGAAGAGAUCGUCGAAUGGCAUGGCAAAAUUUAGGAGAUAUUUCAAAGGAACAGGCGAUGGAAGGUUUUAUAGUCUUGUUAGACAAGCUAUGCCCUUUGUUUAAGACUGUAGUCGAAGCACAGAAAAGAGAUAUAGAAGAGAAAUUACGACUGAAGAAGGAAGAGGAAUUGAACAAAAUAGAAGAAGAGAAACGACUAAAAGAAUUAGAGGAGGCUCAAAAGAAAGAAGAGGAAGAGCAACUAAAACAGGAGAACCAAAGGAGACAAAUACAGCAAGCAUUGAAUCAACAAACCUAUUAUCAAUUCAAGGCUUAUGCCGAGCAACAAUAUCCUGGAAAUCCUGAGCAACAAGGUGUUCUUAUAAGACAAUUACAAGAGCAACACUACCACCAAUACAUGCAGCAAUUACAUCAAAAUCAAUUAGUCAUCGAGGAACAGGACAAUGAAAAGAAGGACAGCACACCAGAAAAUAUUAGCAAAGAUGAGGAAAAGAAUGAAGCUAUAGAAUCGACAGAAACAACGCCGUUAAACGAUGAAGAUUCUGACGAAGUACAACAUGACUGGCCACCAAUCUCCCCAGCAGAAAUGUGGACGAGGAAAGGUGUCGACGAGUUUAAGGAUACCAUCAGAAAAGAAGCUAGCGAUGCUGUCAUUAAAGUUGGUCAUGGUGAAACAGUGACAGUUCGAGUACCCACUCACGAAGAUGGUUCCUGUCUAUUUUGGGAAUUUGCCACAGAUGGAUAUGACAUUGGUUUCGGUGUGUACUUUGAAUGGUCCAAGCCGGAUACGAAUCAAGUAUCUGUGCACAUCAGCGAGUCUGAAGACGAGGACGAGGAUGAGGACGACUACGAAUCUCGAGAAGAUUUAGAAAGCGGAGCUGUCAAUGGCGGCGUCAAAUCCGAAUAUAAACCAACCACACCUCCUAUAAGUAUUAUAAUACCUGUGUUUAGGAGAGAUUCCCAGGAAGAGGUGUACGCUGGCAGUCACCAGUAUCCAGGGCAGGGGGUUUACCUACUCAAAUUCGACAAUUCGUAUUCGCUAUGGCGAAGCAAAACACUGUACUACAGGGUGUACUAUACGCGGCCCGACUUUACAAAGAAUAAUUAGUAUUAAUAAAUGUAUUAAUUAUACUCUGUAAAAUGAACGUCUGCUCGUUGGUAAAACUAGCAGUGUCUGCUAUACGCUAGUCCAAGAUGAAGGGAGAAAGACAGGAAAAACAAUAAGAUAAACGAAAACCCGCAUCUUAUCUUUUAUUUCACACACACAGCAAUGGUGUUCGCGUCGUGAUAAAGAAAACAAAAUAUAUUUAUUACAAUGGUGAAGACACUUUUUUUUAUUCCUCGAAAUCACGGCACAAGUACGACGAAGGUUUUAAGACAGUUUUUCUCACAUCGACAUUUAGAAAUGCGCCUAUGCGAUCUUCGCUCGUCCUGGCGACAUGUAAUAAAAUAAGCGAAGAUCACGUAGGACAUAAUUUAUAUUAUAUAAAUAAAUAUAAAUAUAUCGUCUAAAUAUGUAUAUGUGUUGAUAUAGUAUACAUAAAAUAUGGUUCUGGAUCAAAACUCUAUUUGGCUUUUGACCCAUUACCAUGCAGAUUGCAUUACUUAUUAUGUAUUACGUUCGUUAAACGGAUAUUUGUGUUUUUGAAAAAUAUAUCAAAUACAAAAUGAAAAA
Messenger RNA from Cephus cinctus (wheat stem sawfly), 2210 nucleotides. Its product is annotated as Golgi resident protein GCP60. Gene Ontology annotation, molecular function: fatty-acyl-CoA binding. Bases 231 to 1643 code for a protein of 470 amino acids. Gene Ontology annotation, cellular component: Golgi membrane. Lineage: Eukaryota; Metazoa; Arthropoda; Insecta; Hymenoptera; Cephidae. The transcript has 4 exons. The record is from RefSeq and is a predicted model, not a curated record.